GCUCGGCGUCCUCCGUUUCUGGGGAAAACAAUUGCACUUAUAAAUAGGCGCAUAAUCAGAGCUCUCUUUCUCUCUCCGUAUCACAUACACACACGUGUACACACACACACACACUGGCCAGCAGGCAUGUGGGGAGAGGCAGAACUACCAAGCAGGAAGGAAGGAGCGACUCGAUGUGAUGGAGCAACAGGACAAAGCUCAGACUGGAGACAUGUACAAGUUUGAGAAAUCCGGGAGCAGAUCUCUGAAGACGAUGUUUGUGUUUUAAAGAAAAAGAAGACGGAAAGCGAGAAAGAAGGGAAAAAAAUCAAUCUAAGCAUCAUUUCAGGAGGAUGAAACUACUGUCAUACUUUCAGCUACUGAGCGGACAACAAAGCAAAGAGAAUGCAUGAGGAGAAGGAAGUGCUGAUCGCCGAUGCAACACAGAUCUGAGCUUACACCGCCUCCCUGUCCAGCUACAGAACGUUAAUGGUUGGAACUGCCCGUCCCAACCUACAUUACUGCCCUUGCAGACACAGCCUGAUGAUCACCGGCGCCAUGGGAGCGGUGCGGGUCAACAGAUACAGCAUCGUUUCCACUGACGAAGAUGCCCUGAAGAUCUCCACCUUGGGCCUCCACAAUGGCCACAGUCCUCUGACUCAGCAGACCUUAUCAGCGGCCUGCAUGCGAGGUGAAGAAGGAGGUGGAGGAGGGGAGUGUCUGACAAGCGACGAAGGACGGGGAGCGUUGGCGUUAAGGAUAACAAAAGAGCCCAUCGUCCACAACAGCUGCCGGGCUUCGCCGCUGUGCCACCUGGAGCUGGACCUGGCCGGCAGUCAGACACGCAGCCGCUUUGUGAAGAAGAACGGCCAGUGUAAUGUGGUCUUCAACAACAUGGAGGAUAAACCUCGGCGGUACUUAGCUGAUAUUUUCACCACCUGUGUGGACAUUCGCUGGCGCUACUUGCUGCUCAUCUUCACCAUGACCUUCCUCCUGUCCUGGCUCCUCUUUGGCCUGAUCUUCUGGGGUGUGGCGCUGGCUCAUGGCGACUUUGACCUGCACAUCCCCGUGCAUGAUGAGGAUCCACCAAGCACGGCAGAUGAAGAAAAAGAGGAGUGGCGGCCUUGCAUUCUCCACAUCCAGGGCUUCAUAGGGGCGUUCCUCUUCUCCAUUGAGACCCAGACCACCAUUGGGUAUGGGUUCCGGUGCGUCACCGAGGAGUGUCCCAUCACUGUGUUGACAGUGGUGGUCCAGUCCAUUGUGGGCUGCAUCAUCGAUUCCUUCAUGAUUGGAACCAUCAUGGCCAAGAUGGUGCGCCCCAAAAAGAGGGCGCAGACCUUACUGUUCUCGCAUCACGCCGUCAUCGCUCUGCGGGACGGAAAGCUGUGCCUCAUGUGGCGCCUGGGGAACAUGCGCAAGAGCCACAUCGUUGAGGCCCACGUGCGUGCCCAGCUCAUCAGGCCCUACGUGACAGCGGAGGGCGAGUACCUCCCUCUAGAACAGACUGACAUUGACGUUGGCUACGACGAUGGCCUGGAUCGACUAUUCCUUGUGUCGCCACUGGUGGUCGUGCACGAGAUCAACAAGAACAGUCCUCUGUACAACCUGAGCCGCAGUGACCUUCAGAAGGAAGACUUUGAGAUCGUAGUCAUCCUGGAAGGGAUGGUGGAAGCCACAGCCAUGACCACACAGGCCCGUAGCUCCUACUUAGCCAGAGAGAUCCUUUGGGGUCACCGCUUUGAGCCUGUGGUGUUAGAAAAGGGUGACCGAUACCACGUGGACUACUCCCGCUUCCAUAAGACCUACGAAGUGCCAUCCACACCUCAGUGCAGCGCCAGGGAGCUCAGCCAGAUGAAGGAUCGGAGUGGGCAGUCCUCCACCUCCAGCUCCAGCUACUCUCGCUCCCCAUCUCUGUUCGCCCCGAGACUGGCCCGACACCUGCAAGGCUCCCACUCCCCCAGCGCCUUCUGCUACGAAAACGAGGUGGCGUUGUGCUGUGGAGACGACGCCGACGAUGAGAAGAAGGACACAGAGGGUCUAAACCUGAGGAGCAGCAGAGAUGUGACGAUAGAUUUUAAGGGGACGUUCGUGAAGGAGCAGGCCGUGGAGAUGCUGUGUGUUCUAGACACAGAGAAUCAGAUCAGCCUGGACAGAAUACAGCCCACCUUACCUUUAUACAUCAGCAGGGAGUCAGGAGUUUGAUCAGAGGGGACGACUGCACUUCCACCCUUUUUCCUCUCUGUGCAUCCACUCAAAGUAAUAAAAGGUUAAGUAAAAUAAGAUCUUUUUCUGAGCUUUGACGAGUUUGUCAGAACUUAUUUUGGUUUCAGGUGACAUCUCCAACGGUAGCAUCAGCAUGUGAAACACAACUUUUCUCCUCCUGAACAUGUUAUUCUCUCAUUAAAAGAAAUCAACGUAUUUUAAUACGGUACGGCCUGUGUGUGAUGUCCAAAAGCUUGUCACUGCGGAAUGUUGUUGUUUUUUUGUAAAUAAAGUUUAACAUUUUUGAAUUAAUGUACAUUAUAUACAGAUGAACCUUAAGUAAUAAAUUCUGAUCAAUAUGAAUAAAUACUGAAAUCUUCAAACUU
Messenger RNA from Oryzias melastigma (Indian medaka), 2567 nucleotides. Its product is annotated as ATP-sensitive inward rectifier potassium channel 12. Lineage: Eukaryota; Metazoa; Chordata; Actinopteri; Beloniformes; Adrianichthyidae. The transcript has 3 exons. Gene Ontology annotation, molecular function: inward rectifier potassium channel activity. Bases 469 to 2181 code for a protein of 570 amino acids. The record is from RefSeq and is a predicted model, not a curated record. Gene Ontology annotation, biological process: regulation of monoatomic ion transmembrane transport; potassium ion import across plasma membrane. Gene Ontology annotation, cellular component: plasma membrane.